AUUGUCCCGUCGGAAGCGUCCCGGGCCAAGCAUGGCGGACGCCGAGGUGCUGCUCCGGCGGGUCCCGAGCCGCUCCUCCUGGCAGCGGGCUCGCAAGGCCCGGCCCCACCUCCUCCUCAGCCGUCGGGGCCGUCGCCGGUUCGGAGUCCUGACCCGGGGCGAGCUGCGGCGCCUGCGACGGCGGCUGCUGCGGGCCCACGCGUUGGGCGGCGAUUGGAAGCUCGGCGUCGCGGCGGCGGCGGCGGCGGGGGCCGCGCCGGCGGCCUCCAAGUGCAAGGCUCGGCCCCGCGGGCGGCCCACGCCGGACACCCGGCCCGCACCCCGCCCCGAGCCCGAGCCCGCGCCGGACACCCGGCCCGCGCCCCGCCCCCGGCCCGCGCCCCGUCCCCGGCCCGAGCGCCCGCCGCCGCUCCGGCACUCGAACAUCACCCAGCCCACGCGGGACCUCGGCUCGGGCCGCGUGCUGCUGCUGCUGCCAACCGGGGAGGGUUUUACUUUUAGUGGGAUCUGCCGCGUGACUUGCAUCUAUGGCCAGGUGGAAAUAUACGGCCAUAUCAUCAAACAAGGCCAGCCUGCCAGAGAUGUUUAUUCUACCUACACCCACUCCUACCUGACCAUCAAUGGGGUUCAGUACCCAGAACCUGACAAAAGCGAGAAGGAGACCAGGAGAGAGAUCCGGGCUCUGCUCAAGCCCCACAUGAAACUGGAUGACAGAAACUGGGCCAUACAGAAUUUCCCUCCCCUGGGUUCCAUGGUGCUGCUGGAACAGCUGAGGACGCCUGCCGUAGAUUUCAUGAGCUUCUAUGCCUGCGCGUCCUAUGUCUUCCUGCAGGAGAAUACUCCUGUACGGACAAAUGCUGAGUACUUCCUUUUGAAGAAGAUUGGCCUCAGAAGACAGAGGAAAAAGAAAGGGAUCUGCUUUAGUGAGAGUGGCCUUUGUGCCAUGGAAGAGCUGGUCAGCGUGUGCUGCGAUGGCUGCCCUGUGAUCCUGUUGUGUGGCGCUUGUGACAUUGGAAAGUCGACGUUCAGUAGAAUACUGAUUAACCAGCUACUGAAUAGCCUUCCCGGGGUUGACUAUCUGGAGUGUGAUCUGGGGCAGACGGAGUUCACUCCUCCUGGCUGUGUUGCUUUACUGAACAUCACAGAACCGCUUCUGGGACCACCUUUCACUCACCCGCGGAGGCCACAGAAGAUGGUCUAUUACGGGAAGAUGAGUUGUCACAACGACUAUGAGAAUUACAUUGAGAUGAUAAAAUAUGUGUUCAGAGAUUACAAGAGAGAGUCUCCACUUAUCAUCAACACGAUGGGCUGGGUGAAAGAUGAGGGGCUGCUGCUGCUGGUUGACCUGAUCCGAGUGCUGUCCCCCAACUAUGUCGUUCAGUUGUCGGGCCGGGGCAGAACAAUGUCUGCUCUGACCUCCGAAUAUGUAGAGCUCACAGAUGGCCUGUAUACAAAAAGCAAGACCAAAAGGAGACAUCGGGGUUUCGAAAUUGAAGAGUUUGGAGACAGUUUAGAAUUGACUGACGAAGACAAAGACUGUUGUCCAGUCCCAGCUUUCACGGGACAUAAGCUGAUAGCUGUUCACUCAGAAUUUAUAUGUGAUAAAAAUGAGAAAAACAGGGCCAAAUACAACAAAAUUUUUCGAGAUCUGGCAGUGUUGGGCUACCUUAGCCAGAUGAUGCCGCCUGUGCCAGGGCCGCUUACGCCUUUGCACAGCCUGACUCCCUAUCAGGUCCCCUUCAAUGCGGUUGCUCUCCGGAUCACCCAUGCUGAUGUUGCCCCUUCCCACAUACUGUGUGCUGUGAACGCCAGCUGGGUUGGCCUUUGCAAGAUCGUGGAUGACAUGAAAGGAUACACUCGGGGUCCCAUCCUGCUUGCACAGAAUCCCAUAUGUGACUGUCUGGGCUUUGGCAUCUGCAGAGGCAUCGACAUGGACCAGCGUCUGUAUCACAUCCUCACCCCUUUGCCUCCAGAAGAGUUGAAAGCUGUGAACUGUCUGCUGGUUGGCGCCAUUCCCAUUCCACAUUGUAUUUUCAAGAAGCAGCCUGGGCCCGAAGGGACAAUUCCUUACGUGACCACAGAUUAUAACUUAAAACUUCCUGGAGCAUCAGAGAAGAUUGGAGACAGAGAGUAUGAACAUUCAUUCCUUGGAUACAAAUCCUAUAAGAGAAAAUAAAGCCUCAAUAGGAUGGACAGAGGCUCCUUGUCCUCAAGCCCAGAGUCGGCAGCCUCAGCGGGGCUUCGUGGCUGAGAACAAAGUCAGGACCAGUUUCAUGGGACUGGAAAAUGUGCUGAGAGCAGACAGCUCCAGACUCCGGUUUUCUUUUCCCUCUAAGACACCUUGAAGCUCACACUCGGGGUCUUCCUGUCUCCGUCACCCAAGUGUGGCGUUACCAUUACAGGCCUGUGUCUUCACACCCAGCUUUCAGGCUUUUCUCUGCAGUUGUUUAAUGCAAACUUGGCCUCUUUGUGACUAGCCCUCCUGGGUGAGCGGAGUGUGUCCUGAAGAGCCGUGAAGCAGUGAGGACAGCUGUGCCCCCUGACCAGAUGGGACUAGCACGACCUCUCAGUUCCAGAAGGACCUGACUAUUGGAAUCAAAAUAAAAUUAGGGAAUCUGGAGCCACAGAAAAAUGUGCCAAGAAACAAGGCAACAGGCUGACCCUCCCAGCGCUCAGGCUCAGUGCACAGGCUGCUCGGGUCCUGAGGAAGCUGAGGGGACCUGAGUGAGAGUCGUCGCAUGGUCCUGACCAUUUAGGUGACUCACAUGCCUGAUCCCUUGAUGCCAUUGACUCCCAAUCGUGUAGUCAAGUGUUAGCAGAUUGUGUUUGCUCUUUUAGCUUUUUGGUCAUUUUAAUCAUGAGACUUUUGUGUUGAAGAAGCUGCUCUGACAUCCAGAGAGCCUCCAGACUGUUCCUACGGCCAGUGUUUGCUCUGACUGACUCCUCCGUUGAGGCUGGACACAUUGCCACGGGUCCACCAGUCUGUGCACAGACAUAUUUGUGCCUGGCUUGGGCAAAUCUCUGCUACCAGCGCUUUCUUCUGGGGACCUAGAGGCCACUGCAGGUGCCAUUUUUUUUUUUCCAGUGGAUUUUGUAAUUAGAAGUGACUGGGUCAGACCCUUUUUGUGCUUGAGAGACCAGCCACUGAGGAACUUCUCAGGUUGGCAUGACCGACACGUCAGGACUCCACCUCCCAGUGGGAUCAUGUUCGAGGCUGUGGAAGGUUGAGUCUUCGUGUUCACAUACACCACCUUGUCUGUAACCACCUCAGUGUGCCCCAUGUUGUCUGCUUGGCCCAGUCUGUGUGACUCUUCAUGGUGGCCUCAGCAUCUGAAGACCCCAUCACGAGAGAGAGAACUGCAGCAGCCUGUUUGGUCUGAAGCCCUGUAGACCACUGAAGGACUCACUCACCAGCUGUUCCUUAUUUAUAUCUCGUGUUACCUUGUGUUGUCUCUGUCUGGUGGGGAAGGGUCUCCUCUCCCUGAGGUGUGACUGUCUGUGCCAUCAUUGGUCUGCAUCCCCCACAUCUUCCUGUCUUUUCCAGAAUAAAGGUCCUGAAACGCA
Molecule: messenger RNA, 3564 nt
Organism: Mesocricetus auratus (golden hamster)
Lineage: Eukaryota; Metazoa; Chordata; Mammalia; Rodentia; Cricetidae
Gene: Nol9
Product: nucleolar protein 9
Exons: 12
Coding region: 32-2176 (714 amino acids)
Biological process (GO): cleavage in ITS2 between 5.8S rRNA and LSU-rRNA of tricistronic rRNA transcript (SSU-rRNA, 5.8S rRNA, LSU-rRNA)
Cellular component (GO): nucleus
Molecular function (GO): polynucleotide 5'-hydroxyl-kinase activity
Source: RefSeq, a predicted model, not a curated record